Molecule: messenger RNA, 357 nt
Organism: Anisakis simplex (herring worm)
Lineage: Eukaryota; Metazoa; Nematoda; Chromadorea; Rhabditida; Anisakidae
Source: the annotation of a GenBank genome assembly
GAAUCACGUUGGGUACCAAUGCCUAAUAUGCCUACAAUACCAUAUCCACUGAAAUUGCAACAAACCGACAAGAAGGCGGCUCUGGACAGAGCUGGAGAAGAGAACAACGAAGUGAAGAUGAAUUUCAUUUUGCGUGGUGGUUACGAUAAGGUCUCGUUGCAUAUCACCCCGCUGAAUGGAUUCGCGUUACGGAAUUGGUCGUUCACGGAUAUCGAUGUGAAGAAAUUUGGUCGACGUAACACAUAUUUUGUGUUUUUGAGUUAUGGAGCCGAACCACCGAAACAACGCGAGUUCUCGAUUCAAUUGCAAUAUGUUCGUUGUUUUGUUUUGUUAUGUUAUUGUCGAUUCGUUGAUUGA